Messenger RNA from Thermothelomyces thermophilus ATCC 42464, 1219 nucleotides. RefSeq lists its product as uncharacterized. NCBI's taxonomy places the organism in Eukaryota, Fungi, Ascomycota, Sordariomycetes, Sordariales, Chaetomiaceae. The transcript is spliced from 4 exons. The record is from RefSeq and is a predicted model, not a curated record. The coding region runs from base 63 to 716 and encodes 217 amino acids. Gene Ontology annotation, cellular component: large ribosomal subunit. Gene Ontology annotation, biological process: translation. Gene Ontology annotation, molecular function: RNA binding; structural constituent of ribosome.
CUUCUCGUCAUCGACGCAAUAAACCUCACCUAUAGAAGAAAUUCUACUGGAAGACGGUCAAAAUGUCCAAGAUUACCGUCGCUGGUGUGCGUCAGCAAGUUGCUGAGCUCCUGGAGUACAGCAACGAGACGAAGAAGCGCAACUUCCUGGAGACCGUCGAGCUCCAGAUCGGCCUGAAGAACUAUGACCCCCAGCGUGACAAGCGUUUCUCGGGCACCGUCAAGCUGCCCACCGUCCCGCGCCCGAACAUGAGCAUCUGCAUUCUCGGUGACCAGCACGAUCUCGACCGUGCCAAGCACGGCGGUAUCGAUGCCAUGAGUGCCGACGACCUGAAGAAGCUCAACAAGAACAAGAAGCUCAUCAAGAAGCUGGCUCGCAAGUACGAUGCCUUCGUCGCCUCCGACACCCUGAUCAAGCAGAUUCCCCGUCUGCUGGGUCCUGGUCUGUCCAAGGCCGGCAAGUUCCCUACGCCCGUCUCGCACUCCGACGAUCUCAGCGCCAAGAUCAACGAGGUCAAGUCGACCGUCAAGUUCCAGCUGAAGAAGGUCCUGUGCUUGGGCGUCGCUGUCGGCAACGUCGGCAUGACCCAGGACCAGCUGGUCGCCAACAUCAUGUUGGCCAUCAACUACCUGGUCUCGCUGCUCAAGAAGGGCUGGCAGAACGUUGGUAGCCUGACCAUCAAGGCUACCAUGUCGCCUCCCAAGCGCAUCUACUAAAUGGGGUGACGGGAAGGAAACGGCUUGGAGGGGGUCUCUCUGGCCGCACAGGGCAUCACUUCAUAGCAUGAUCGGAUCUGCCGGGCGAGAGCCCGAUAGCGUCAUGAAUAUAUGAGUUUUGUUCUGUGAACCUGGUUCGGGAAUGGUGUGUGUUGUCCGUGACGGAUACGUCUCGCUGGGGCAUUCUUUCCAUCGCCCGGGUGGCAAGAGGCAAGAGUUGCCUGGUGCACUUGUCUUACACAUGGGGGAAUGCAUGGUUGCAGUUCCUUCCACGCCUGCUCACCAUCGUCUUUCCGCGCUCCAGGCUGUGAUACUGCCACGGGACUACUGAAUUCCGUCAUUUCAUUCUUCGCGUCUUGCAAACACUCGGCACAAGUUUCGGCACUAGUCGCGUAACUAUAUGUCCCCCACCUCUACGCAGAUGUCGCGUAGGAGGGACAGUGGGUAAACAAAAGCAACUUCAGAAAUAGAUUGGUCUCAAGCGGUAGACCGUCGUUAUCGAC